Messenger RNA from Lethenteron reissneri (Far Eastern brook lamprey), 2464 nucleotides. Its product is annotated as nicotinamide N-methyltransferase-like. NCBI's taxonomy places the organism in Eukaryota, Metazoa, Chordata, Hyperoartia, Petromyzontiformes, Petromyzontidae. The record is from RefSeq and is a predicted model, not a curated record. Gene Ontology annotation, molecular function: phenylethanolamine N-methyltransferase activity. Gene Ontology annotation, cellular component: cytosol.
UCUGCGUGUUAAGUCCAUGUGUGUCUCUGCCUUUUUCGCCCGAGCAACGCCGGGUACUUACCGCUAGUAAAUCAUUCAACGUUAAAGAUGUAAUUCCUCCUUUCACCACACGGUGGCAGCACCAUUCUAAUGCCAUCUGGCUCUGCAUUCGUGCCGCAAACUCUUCUCAAAUAAUUUCUGCCAUGGCGACUGCAAAAAAAAAGAGAAACGUUGACAGUGAGGGCCGUCGCUUUCAUUACAAUACUUCUUCACUGAAAAUCGAGGCAUCUGUGUUUGUCUAAUUUGUAAAGAGACGGUUGCCUUGUUUAAAUAUUUCAACGUAAAGAGACACUACGAGACUAAACAUGCUACAACAUACGACAAGCUAACAGGGAGUGACCACGCUGAAAAAGUGAAGCAACUCCAGCUGCUCUGGCAUCGCAACAGCGAUUCUUCACGCGGGCCUGUGAGUCAAAGUGAAACAUCACAAAAGCCAGCUACGAAGUGGCCAUGUUAAUAGCUAAGCAUGGCAAACCUUUUACUAAAGGUGCGUUUAUCAAAGACUGUGUCAUGAAUAUGGUGGAGAACAUUGGCCCCGAGAAGAAGAAAUACUUUAUGAAUGUUUGCCUGGCACGCAACACUGUGGCACGGAGAGUUGAGGACAUAUCGUCAGAUAUUCAGAGACAACUGGGGGACAGGGGAGUGGCUUUUGAUUAUUUCUCAUUAGCCUGCGAUGAAAGCACCAAUGCAUCUGACACUGCACAACUACUUACUUUUUUUAAAGAGGAGUUGAUGACAACAUGAACGUGACAGAGGAGCUGCUUGACCUCAAAAGCCUUAAAGGGCAAACCAGAGGAACAGAUUUAUUAGUUUCUGUUUGUGAAGCUGUUGAUGAUAUGAAACUACCAUGGAGUAAAGUUUCUGGGAUCAUUACCGAUGGUGCGCCUGCUGGUGAGCGAAGUGGAUUGUCCACACUGAUCUGCAAUAAAGUCAGCGAAGAAGCAGCAACAAUGGAAGGUCAAGAGGUGGAAAAGUGGCAGAAACAAGACUACACCACAGACUUCAACCCACGCCUUUACCUGGAUAUGUACUACAGCACACCACCAGAUGACUUGGCAGAAGGAGACACCUUACCACAUGUCUUGCAGUUCCUACACUCAACGUUCAGCAAAGGUGGGUUGUCGGGCCAGCGCCUCCUAGACAUUGGUUCAGGCCCCACCAUCUACCAGGUGCUGAGUGCGUGUGAGAGAUUUUCCGAGAUCUACCUCUCCGAAUUCGUGAAGGGCAACCGAGAAGAGCUCCAAAGCUGGCUCAACCGCUCCCCCGGUGCCUUCGACUGGACAAGCAUCAUCCAGUUUGUGUGCCGCCUCGAGGGACACAGUCGCAACCUUGAGAAGGCAGAGCAUCUGCGCUCCACCGUGCAGGCUGUCCUGCCUUGCGAUAUCCUCCAGAACGAUCCCCUGCUCGGGUCAUGGAACCAAGGCCCCUUUGACUGCAUUCUCUCCAUACUGUGCCUGGAGGUGGCAUGUGUUUCGACGGAUCAGUUCGUGGCCGCACUGGGACGCAUGUGUAACCUGCUAAGGCCAGGCGGGUGGUUGGUUCUUGGCACAGACCUGGGCGAGACGUUCUACUACGUGGGCUCCAAGCGCUUCCAUGUGCUGACCGUGGAUCAGGCAUGUGUCUUGCAUGCAGUGGAAGCAGCAGGCCUUACUGUGCAGCACAUGGAGACAUAUGUGCUGCCUGAGCCACCCCCUGGUGUCUAUUUUGACCUUAAGGCCAUGGUCUUCCUCAGAGCCCAGAAGAUGUAAUGGCCUGUGCUGGGAUCUUUGAUCAUGGUGGCAGAGACACACACUUGUUAUUUAGAAUUGGGAUUGGCAGACAAACACAUAUAUCAUCCGUAUAGCCGUAACAAACUGUGGGGCAAGUGCUGUAAGCGAGGAACUUUGAAGGUCAGCCUGGCACACAAGGGGGUAAGUUGCCAACGCUACACCUGGCCACCUGUAUUCACCUAAUGACAGUGAUGUAACUACAUUAUUAGCUCAGAGGGUGCUGCAAUCGGUCAGGUGGGGCCCCAAUAAUGUUGUAGUGACAUAGAAUCGGUCACAUAGCAGCAUAGCGCUAGCUGCUGGCGGGGAAGGGGAUCUGCAGCUUACAGCAGCCCUGACUGAUAGCAGACCAGGUGAUAGACCAGAGAAGGAUCUAGGGGGAAGGUCACUGAAGGGCAAAUCAAGAACCCGCUAGUAGGUUCCAGAAAGGGGGCGUGGCCGUGGGCGGAGCCAGGCCACACUGACGGUAUUAAGAGGGGUCCCUGUAGGGGACCUCGGGGCUGUCGUGUGGAGUGGGAUCCCAUCGUGCUGCUGGAGUCUUCGCCGUCGUUUCCGUCUUCACCAUUUCGGAUUUCGGCGUCGCCAGUCAGGCAGUCUACCAGCUGUCCUGACUGGGAUCCGUAGUUCAUUUAGUGACGAGUUAUAAAGUGUUAACUGUC